Molecule: messenger RNA, 2461 nt
Organism: Centrocercus urophasianus (Greater sage-grouse)
Lineage: Eukaryota; Metazoa; Chordata; Aves; Galliformes; Phasianidae
Gene: POPDC1
Product: blood vessel epicardial substance
Cellular component (GO): sarcolemma
Molecular function (GO): cAMP binding
Source: RefSeq, a predicted model, not a curated record
AGCGACCGCACCGUCCCGUCCGUCACGCACCGUCCAUUCAGCCGGGAAACUUUGCCGAAGGCGCCCGGCAGGGGGCACGGGGACAGAUCAGAUAAAACUACAGAAUGACAUGGCUAAAGUCAAGACAGCGCAUGAACUGAUGAGAAACAGCAUUGCCUUCUGAGAACAUUAGCUUCCUAUUUUCUGGAAAUCCUAAGUGCGACUUUACUACCAAAAGAGACCCUGCUAUUACGUGAUCAUUGAACAGUUUGCAAGAAUGGAAAAGCAAAGGACUCCACUGGCUGUAUCACAUCAAUAACAAUAUCAAAAAUUCGGCUGAAUCAAAAAAUGAGUCCAGCCAUGGGCGAAAAUGCAAGUUUUUGGGAGAGCUUGAUAUAUGCGCAUCCUACGUGUGUCACCUGGAAGCAAGAGGCAGAGGGUUCUAUCUACCACCUAGCUAGUAUUCUCUUUGUUGUUGGCUUCAUGGGUGGAAGUGGAUUCUUUGGGCUUCUCUAUGUCUUCAGUUUGCUUGGAUUAGGCUUCCUCUGCUCUUCUGUUUGGGCUUGGCUGGAUGUCUGUGCUGCUGAUAUAUUCUCCUGGAAUUUUAUACUGUUUGCUAUAUGCUUUGUACAAUUCAUUUAUGUUACCUACCAAGUUCGGAGUGUUUCCUUUGACAAAGAAUUCCAGGAGCUCUACAGUGCUCUCUUCCAGCCUCUAGGAAUUUCCUUAACUGUCUACAGGAAGAUUGUUUUGUGCUGUGAUGCAGAAGUGGUUACCCUGGAGAAGGAGCACUGUUAUGCUAUGCAGGGCAAAACACCUAUUGACAAACUGUCUUUGCUUGUAUCAGGCAGGAUCAGAGUGACGGUUGAUGGGGAGUUUCUGCAUUAUAUUUUUCCUCUUCAAUUUCUGGAUUCUCCUGAAUGGGAUUCACUGAGACCCACAGAAGAGGGAAUUUUCCAGGUAACGCUUACAGCAGAGACAGAUUGUCGGUAUGUGGCCUGGAGGAGAAAGAAGCUGUACUUGCUGUUUGCUAAGCAUCGUUUCAUCUCACGCCUGUUCUCAAUUUUAAUCGGGAGCGACAUCGCCGAAAAACUGUACGCCCUGAAUGACAGGUGCACGUGGGGAAGGGCUUUAGGAUUCUUCAAGAUGGACAGUACAGCAGUCAGCCCACUCACUCCACUAGGCGUUAUUCCAGACUUAAAAAAUGCCACUUCUGUGCCUUUCAAUGAGACUGCAUGUGAAAACUGGAAGGAGAUCCAUCAUCUUGUUUUCCACGUGGCAAAUAUUUGUUUUGCAGCUGGCCUGGUUAUUCCGACUACUCUGAACCUUCACAUGAUUUUUCUGCGAGGUUUGCUCUCCAUAGGAUGUGCAUUGUUCAUCAUUUGGGCUACGCUCUACCGUUGUGCCUUGGACAUAAUGAUCUGGAAUUCUGUGUUUUUGGUGGUCAACCUUUUACACUUCAUAUACCUAGUGUAUAAAAGAAGACCGAUCAAGAUAGAGAAGGAGCUCAGCAGCCUGUACAAGAGAAUGUUUGAACCACUCCAUGUGCCUCCAGAGCUAUUCCAAAGAUUAACUGGGCAAUUCUGCAACAUUCAGACUUUGAAGGCAGGUCAAGCUUAUGCUGCAGAGGAUAAAACAUCAGUUGAUGACAGGCUAAGCAUCCUGCUGAAGGGGAAAAUGAAGGUUUCUUAUCGAGGGCAUUUUCUGCAUAAUAUUUACCCCUGUGCCUUUAUAGAUUCACCUGAAUUUCGAUCAACUCAGAUGAACCGGGGUGAAAAAUUCCAGGUCACCAUUAUUGCAGAUGAUAAUUGCAAGUUCCUUUGCUGGUCCAGAGAAAGACUGACAUACUUUCUGGAAACUGAGCCAUUUCUUUAUGAGAUCUUUAAGUAUCUUAUUGGCAAAGAUAUUACAAAUAAACUCUAUUCAUUGAAUGACCCAACCUUAAAUGACAAGGCCUCAAAAAAGAUUGAUCGGCAGCCAAGUCUUUGCUCUCAGCUCUCUGUGAUGCAGAUGAGGAACAGUAUGGCCAGUACCAGUGACAGUGAGGAUGGCUUGCAGAUGUUUCUUCGUGGGACUUCCUCUUCAUCUUCUCUUCUGACAGGUCCAGCGGCACCUCCCCUAGUCGCCUCAUCGAUCGCUCCUGCAAGAAAAUUGUCUACUACAGUCUCCAGAAACCUCCUGGCCUGCUCGUGCCCGGCACUGCUGCCACCAGACGUGGGCAGUCAGAGCUCCCAAGCAUCCAGGCCUUCAACUGGGACAUCAUCCAGCUAUCUGAAGAAGGCUUCCAUCUACUUGCUCUUCUUGUUCAGGAAGCAGAUACCUGCUGUGAAGUUGCUUGUGUUGGUCUGUUCUCUGAUCUUUACCCAUAAGCUCUCAGCUGGCUUUUCACCUGUUUCAAGGCAGAUCUCCAUGCACUGAAGCCAGUUCUUUGCAUAGAAGGCACUUAAACAAACUGGCACUCUCAGAAGCCUGAAAGAAGUGU